Botrytis porri is the source of this 5907-nucleotide messenger RNA. RefSeq lists its product as uncharacterized. Lineage: Eukaryota; Fungi; Ascomycota; Leotiomycetes; Helotiales; Sclerotiniaceae. Bases 1 to 5907 code for a protein of 1968 amino acids. The transcript is spliced from 2 exons. The record is from RefSeq and is a predicted model, not a curated record. Gene Ontology annotation, cellular component: site of double-strand break; nucleus.
AUGCCUUCCCCCGAACCCGAAAAAGAUGAGACAGCCCCGGCCCAACCUAAGUCUCCAACUGCCCCGCAGAAGACAUCACCCGCCAGGAGCACUCCCAAUGGUACAGCUAUACGAAAGCCAGGUGUCAAGCCGCGGACUCCUGCCAAUGCGCCCAUACAUAAGCGACCACCAUCCAAGAAAUCGGAGCCGACAUUGCUUACUGAUUUUCUGCUGGGCAGACCAUCAGCAAGUCGCCAAAGACGAAAGAGUCUCGACGCAGUCAAGGCGGAGAUGCGGGAGAGCACUGUGAAUAGGAUUCAAAAGCCAGGAGGAGUACACGAUCGGGUUAAACAAUGGCAAAAAGCUAGUGCAGCAGCUGCCAUUGAAGAAGUCAAUGAUCCAGAGUCGGGACUAGAUGAGAUAAUAGUGGAGGUGGAGGAAGAGAGCGUGGUUGGGCCCAGUGUUGUCACCGAGGAUGACAGGCUUCAUGUCAGAAAUCAAAAUACUCGACCUGGACGGCGGAAGAACAGAGAACCUGAAGAUUGGGCUGCAGAAGUAAGGAGCAAAAGUGCGCCUCGAAAAAGAGUUAUAAGCGACGAUCAUUGGGUGGUGAAUAAGACCAAGGCCUCUCCGAAGAAAAAGGAUAUCAAAGUCACAAUGCGAGCUAUACCUAAAGACUUCCUCCAGCAGACGGCUGCUAAUCCCAAGUUGGAAAGUAAAAUCGCUGAUUGGGUCAAGCGUACGGAGGCUGAGUCGGGGGGGCAUGGAGCAGCCCAAUCUGCUUCACGAGCGAGUAAGACCCAACAGCCAAACAUCCGUGGAGUAAAUAAGGGCAAAAUGAGGGCCAAGUCUUUAGGGGAAAUUAUAGUUGAAAUAGAGGAGGAGGAGGAACCGACCCGGAAACCGUCAAAAAACAGAAUGAAAGUCGAGUCAAGGAGUACUCCAAGCUCGCGAAAGAAUUCGAACAAUGGAUCCAAGGAAAGCCUUGUUAGUUCGUCAAAAGGAAAACAGACCCCUAAAUCGGAACCAUCCCGAACUCCAGCGAAUGAUGGCAUUCGAGUCAAGGCAUGUGGACCGAAUGGUCGAUGGGAAGAUGGCAUUAGAGUAAAGCCCGUCCAAGCGAGAUGGAGGGAUCCAGAGGCUAAGAAACAGACUUCCGGAGGCAACCCUUUUCUCGAUGGCAUCAGCCUGAAACCGACGCCUGUUAGUAAGGACGGGAAGCAAACACCUCUGGGACCAGAGAUCUCGGAUGAGCAUUCUCAUAAGCGUAAAUCAUCAGAGAAGCACAUCAAACCACUGAAGGAGACUGGGAAAGAUAUGAACAACCACUCCGAUGGCGACUACGACGAUGCAAAUGUAGAAACUCCCACUCGUCGUUCUCCAAGCUCCCGGAAACAAAGAAGGAAAUCCCGUUCACCAUCUCCAUCAGCUGAUGGAAUUCCCUUUGGCGACUCUGCCUUCAGUACCUUGGAUUUGCCUAUUGGUGCUGAGGCUGGGAACACUGGAAAUAAACCAAAACCCCAAAGAAAUCCUAGUCACCUAGUGCCCAAAGUUCUCAAGCGCGUCUACAACGAAGGGAAAAAGAUCAUGCAUGAUACGCAUGACGCCCCUGAAAUGCCUCCAAGAGGUGGUGUAAAUCGGCCUCCAACAAUUGAGUCUUGGCUCAAUAGCACUCCAGAUCCUUUCCUUGAUGUACCAAGUCCUGUUUCGACUCCCGCAUUGACAGAAGUAUCUACAGAGAUAGAUGAUAGUGAGAGACAUACUCCCAAGCCUGACAGAGAACAGAAACAAGCACUCGAAGAAGAGCGCAGAGGAACUGGGAGUAGACAGAAGCGCGUUCGGAAAACUUCAGAUACCAGCUUCAGAAGUCACAACGAUAAAUCUCCUCUGGGACGUGUUCUGGAUGAUCCAAUCGAGUUCAAGAAGCCCCCCACUCCACCUGCAGCUGGUCUUCGACGAAGUCCAGCUUUACGUGCUGCUUCUCCUCCCGUGAUCAAGGCAGCUAAGAAAUCGCCUUUCAAAGAUGCUAUACUAGAUGCCUUCCGAGGCGAGUCUACAAUUGAGGGUAUCUUAGACACAGAAGAUGAUGAUCAAGACCAAGUGAAAGAAAACCACGAUGUAGACGAUAUCAAGCAUUUUGAUCGUAACUUACAAACACCUGAAAAUUCAAAUUCUCAGCGUAGCCGCUCUUCUGGUACUUACCUUCAAGUGCCAGACGGACACCGAGACAUUUCCGAUAGACCGAGGCGGAAGAGAAGAGGUGGAAGCUCUGGCAACCAUCACUUAUCCAAAAUUGCAUCUGUUGAGACCUUCAGCACUCUUUCGUCCAUAGACACUUCAUCUAACCUCACUAAAACUACACUCACCCAAGCUACUACCCAGACUGGGCGGUCUGAUUCCAACGUCUCACGCAGGAGAAGCAAUAGAUCGGGACUUAAAAGAAGACUCACAAAGCAUUCUGACUUGGUUUCUAUGCUGUCAUUACCCGAUGCCCCACCAGCUGGUCGUACGAAAAGUAUUAGAUCAGCUAGAAGUGUGCGUACGGCUCGAAGCAGCCUAGAGAAUGCUACUGAGAUGGAUUUGAUGCGUGAAUUGGCGGGCGAUGAGGCUAAGUAUAUGAGAGAGUUGAAAACCCUGGUUGAUGGAGUGAUACCAGUUCUAUUGACUUGCGUUCUGUCUAAAUCAGACUCUGCAAUUGCCGCUGGUCUCUUCAAUCCCGACUCUACAGACAUGAACGAAACAUUUCUUACCAAACCAAUUGUCGAUAUGGGUGUUGCUCUCGAGCGUUUAAAGAGUCUACAUAGACGCAUACCACUCCAAGAUCCAGAUGCCCUCAUAGUCUGGCUCCAGAGAGCUCAUCGAACUUACCAAGACUACACUCGUGCGUGGAGAUUAGGCUUCCAGGAUGUCGUUGUCAAUCUAGCACCAGCUUCGCGCAAAUCGUCUGCCGAAGAGAAGGAAUCACCUCUUGACAGUGUCCCGCGCAACGCUGAUGGAGAUAUUGUGAACUCAAAUGGUGAACGUGUUGAUGUCGCCUUCUUGCUCAAGAGGCCACUUGUCAGGAUAAAAUAUCUUGCAAAACUAACAAAGGGUCUUGAUAAACUCAACCAUUCUGAACUCUCAGGUAAAGCAUUGAAAAUAUUUGAGGAUUUGCAAGAAACAGCUCGUCGUCGUUUUAAAGAAGAGCACGCGAGACUCGAAGAUCUAUAUGCGAACAAUACUGAUGCAACUCGAGCCCGCAAUCCGCAAACGCUUGCUCCAGUUGAAGAUGCUCACAUUGAACGUACUAGACAAGUCUCGGCUAAAGAUUUCUUUGAUCUCGAUUUCCCACAUUCUAAUGGCCAACGGAUUGAGUGCCGUGUAGAAUUGAUACUCCGGGAUAAUCUUUCAGACGAAAUUGACCCUGGAGAUGUUCUUAUCUGUGCAUCAGAAAUCACACCAGAAGCUACGCAUCGUUACUUGCUAUUUCCACCAAUCGAUAGAGACUUUAUAUCCGCUUGCGCUGGUGAGAAGCCUGAUGAGCUGAUAAUCAUGAUCCGUGGGAUACAAAGACCUGUAGAAUGGCGAGAGAGUUUUCUUCUGAAGGGUGCUGAGCCAGAGACUGCUGCCGAGUGGAUAGAAAUGCUAGGGUCCAUCCCAAUGCCUCAACCACUCUUGAGCUCGAUACCAAAUAACGCAGAUACUGUAUCGAUGAUGUCUAUGGAUCCCUCAGAAAUAAGCGAAGCCGGCGAUCCUGAUGAUAACGAGCUGCCAAUUGGUGCUCGUCGAAGAAGAAGAAAGCACCAUUCAAAAGAAAGACCACGAUCUUCAACCUUCUCUACUAUGUCAUCUGUAGAAAUUCCAGCCCCCUUAAAGAUAGAACGAAAAGAAACAUCAUCCCCGCCACGGAGACAUCGAGAUGUAUCUCAUGAUGAAAUUACUAGUCAACUAUCUAGAAGACAUUCCAAAUCUUCGAGGUAUCAUUCUCACACUCGUACUCGAUCCACACCAAGUUCACCUCUGUCAAGUCAACUAGUUCUUAAUGAUUCGGAUGAAGAAAGCAGAGAUAAUGAUGAUUUUGAGGAGUCUGAAAGUCGUGCAUCUACACCAGGCCGAACAUCUCGCCGACCCCUAACACCCUCUGAAGAAUUACCUUACAUACCCAAAGUUCGCAAAACAAGCUCUGCUGCCUCAAUCGAUAGCGAAUCCACCACGAAAGAUUACAUUCGCCGCACCUCGUAUGAUCCAGUAGAUCCAGACGAUAUGUCUGGAGGGUCUCGUAGCCCUGAUUUUGCUGAAGAAGAGAGUGCUCCACCACCACCGCCAGCUCAUCGUUCAAUGUCCCCCAGUGGUCUCAAACAGCCAGUAAUCAUUGAGCCUCCAGCGCCAAGAUCAAGGUCGCGACGUACUUCCUCUCCACUGAAACAUGAAUACCGACCUUCUGAUAUAUCCGAUAUAUCGGAGAGGUCAGAAAGAUCCGAGGUAUCUGUUUCCGAGGUUUCUGAGAUGUCAUACUCAUCAUCUGAAGAAUCCGACACAGAAGAAGAAGAGUCAUCAUCUAGUUCCGAUGAAGAUGAACUCGAUGAGCUUGACGAACUUGAAGCUGCUGAUCUUCCUGAAGCCGAACCUGCUCCAACCAUAUAUGGCAGACGUGCCAUUUCACCUACAACCUCUCUUUACAGUCUGCCAAAUGUUACUUUGGCACCUGUAAAUUCUACGCCUCGAAUUCCAAUCGUACCAAAGGUGGACAAUUCAGAUAUCAGAAGACAUGUUGCUACUGUUACAACCUGGAAUAAUGCUAAGGGUCGUUGGGACGAUGUUCAUUCGAAGUCUUGUUCCAUUAUUAUUCGUCCGGGAUUAAUUGAAGUACAUGAAAUGUCUUCCAGACAUUCCUCCCCUGCAGUUCUUUCAACUAUCCAAGAGUCCAUUGUAGGAGGUUCAGAAGAGGCAGGCUUGAACGAGGACAAGCGGCCAUUACUUGGUCAGGUACUUACACCUGUUGUUACACUCCGGCAAAGUAAUUCACUUGAUAUUGAAAUUCAUUCUCCUCCGACAAGUGAUUCUCGAGUUAAAUGCAGCCCUACGAUCAGAUAUCACAGUUUACACAACCGUGCAUGCGUAGAUCUGUACAACUCAAUUCACCAGGCUCGCAUGAACAACCCAACAUAUAAAAAGCUAGAAGAAGAACGACUACUCAAUUCCUAUGGUGGUGCAACUUACGAAACUGCGGUUGCCAGCAAAAAACGAAGCUUCUUGAGCUUCGGACGAAAGAAGAGCUAUCGUGCAUCAACACGCGCACCAUCCGUUGUCAACUCUGAGCAAAGUAGCUCUCCAUCUACUUCCCGUCUUUCCGAAUCCUUCAAGAGAUUAACAGGAAGCUCCUUUUUUAAUAUUGCAAAGUCUUCCAUCGAAUCAGGACGUGGAUCUAGUCCAUCAAGUCUAUACACUAGUUCCUCCGGUCUUGCUCCACCUCAAACACCCCAUCCUGCAAGUUUGGCAGGUACCUCGACAUCAUAUGGUGGUAUUAAUCUUACCUCUGAGAAUAUUAAAAUCCGCUUGUAUUACCUAGAAACAAGAUCCAAGUGGCAGGAUUGCGGGAAUGCAAGAUUAACUGUUACAGCACCACCACCUGGUAUGCGUCAAGCUUGUGCUGUGGACCAGGGUAUUGAACGCCGUAUUCUCGUUACUAGAAAACCCAUGAAAGCUGAGGACCCAGAUGAAAAGGUGGAGGUGCUGUUAGAUGUUGUGCUUGGUGCAAAUUGCUUUAGCAUGAUCGGCAAUAAGGGAGUCACGUGUAAUGUGUGGGAGGAUGUUGUGGGACCUAAUGGUGAGGUGGGAAUGGUAGGACCUAUAGGGAGAGUGAGUGGGAGGACGAGGAAGUGGUGUUUACAGGCGGGAAGUGUACCUGAGGCAAGUUGGAUAUAUAGUUUGGUUGGUGUGGGGAGAUGA